Molecule: messenger RNA, 1096 nt
Organism: Misgurnus anguillicaudatus (oriental weatherfish)
Lineage: Eukaryota; Metazoa; Chordata; Actinopteri; Cypriniformes; Cobitidae
Product: GTPase IMAP family member 7-like
Molecular function (GO): GTP binding
Source: RefSeq, a predicted model, not a curated record
AACAAGCCCAGCCUUUAUAAACUCACUCCUCUCUGGUUCUUUGUCAUACUGAGUGAACAUGGAUCCACAAUCUGAAGGUAAUAAGGUGCGUAUUAUCCUGGUUGGGAAAACGGGCAGUGGGAAGAGUGCUACAGGAAAUACCAUCCUUGGAAAGGAGGUUUUUCACAAAGAAUCAAGCUCCAAGUCAGUGACCAGGGAGUGCACAAAGGUUACUGAAAUUGUUGGUGAUAAAGAAAUCACAGUGGUGGACACUCCUGGAUGGUGUGAUACGGAGCUAUCUGACAAAAAGUUGACAGCAGAAACAGUCAAGUGCAUUGACCUGUCCUACCCUGGACCACAUGUCUUUCUACUUGUGUUAAGGAUUGGUCGUUUCACAGAAGAAGAGAAAAAAACUGUCCAGAAAAUACAGGAGAUCUUUGGUGAAGAUUCCAUUAAAUACACAAUGAUCCUGUUCACGAGAGGAGACGAUCUGGAAGAGGACAAAUGUAUCAUUGACUAUGUAAGAGAGGCUGCAACAGAUCUUAAAGCUUUAGUUAAUGAGUGUGGGGGCAGAUAUCAUGUUUUCAACAAUAGAGAUGAAAACCGUAACCAAGUAACAACACUCCUCAAGAAGAUCCAAGAUAUGGUGAAAAGCAACAACGGACAAUGCUUUUCUAACACAACAUACCAACUAUUACAAAAAUACAAAGCAAGAGAAGCUGAGUUAAAGGAGGAAAUCCAAGCUGCUGAGAGGGAGAUACAAGCCAAAAAAGCUGCGUUCAAAAAACUGGUGGAGGAGAAUAAACACUACAAGCAGAGAGAGGCAGAGCUACAGCAACAACUACAACAACAACAACAAGAAAUACAAAAACAACAACAUGAACAAAAAGUAAAAAAAUUGAUUGAUCAGUUUUCAGUGAUAUCUGCAAAUAAGCAAAAGGACGAAGAAAGCAGAAAAGUAGCUGAACUAAAACAGCAGCUGGAAAAAGAAAUGGCUGACAAGGAAGCAAUGUUAAAACGUCUACAAGAAAAGUCGAAAUGCUGUAUUUCAUGAAAGCCUUGUUAUUCUAGAGGUUUCUUAAAGGUUUUCAGAAUUACUCAUGAUGUAUCUCAAUGG